Nymphaea colorata (pocket water lily) is the source of this 2033-nucleotide messenger RNA. RefSeq names its product probable lipid-A-disaccharide synthase, mitochondrial. The transcript has 9 exons. The record is from RefSeq and is a predicted model, not a curated record. Gene Ontology annotation, molecular function: phospholipid binding; lipid-A-disaccharide synthase activity. Gene Ontology annotation, biological process: lipid A biosynthetic process. The coding region runs from base 114 to 1598 and encodes 494 amino acids. NCBI's taxonomy places the organism in Eukaryota, Viridiplantae, Streptophyta, Magnoliopsida, Nymphaeales, Nymphaeaceae.
UUCCCUUUGGGGGUGUGAAGUCUGUCCUUUCCCUCUCUAUUGAGAAGCCAGGGAAAGAACGAUCAUUUCGCGCCAUCUUCUCCUAUCCUUCUAGUGGAAGAUCAUGUAGAGGGAUGGAGAAGUUGUUGAGCGCCGCCACUGGCUUCAAGAGGCGCUUGUUGUUGUUGGCGGCGAAGAACGGCUUUUACAGGCGAUCGCUCAGCAGCUGCAAUGGCCGGAGGAGGGUGGUGGAUAUGGCGAUGGAAGACAAAGAGUUGAGACUGUUCGUGGUUGCAGGGGAGCCAUCCGGGGACGCCAUCGCGGCCCGUCUCAUCUCCUCUCUCCACCGGCUUUCUCCUUCCCCUCUCCGCCUCGCUGGAGUUGGAGGUCCCAUGAUGGAAAACGUAGGAUUGAAUUCUCUUUUUCGUAUGGAAGAUCUUGCUGUGAUGGGACUCUUGGAGCUGUUGCCUCAUUUGCGCAAGAUUAGGAUGAGGCUGCAGCAAGCCAUUGAAGCAGCUAUCCAGUUUCAGCCUCAUGCUGUCAUAACAGUUGAUGCCAAGGGCUUCUCCUUCCGCUUCCUGAAGCUGCUAAGGGAUAAAUGUAGCCUGGAACCAUGCCUGUCACCCAUACAUAUCCAUUAUGUUGCUCCAUCAUUCUGGGCAUGGAAAGGGGGUGAAUCUAGACUUAAAGCUCUGUCCGGAUAUGUUGACCAUUUGCUUUGCAUUCUCCCAUUUGAGGUAGAUGUUUUGAGAGCACAUGGGUUAGAUGCAACAUUUGUUGGUCAUCCAAUUCUUGAAGAUGCUCUAAAUUUCCAUCCGGAUAACGAGGCUGACGCACAACCAAUUCAAGUGAAGGUCCCAGGGAACGGUGCAUACUUUCGACAGAAGCAUGGAAUAUCUCCAGGGGCAACGAUUGUUACUGUUAUUCCUGGAAGCAGAGAACAAGAAGUCACCCGCAUGCUUCCGAUUUAUAUGAAUACUUUGGAGCUGCUAAAGGACUCUCUUCCAUCAUUGACGGUGGUUAUCCCUGUAGCUUCUAAUCAGCAUGUGCAAGGUUACCUUUAUAAACUUGCGCCAUCAUGCACCCUGCCCACAAUUUUGAUUCCAGGAGAAUCCGUUGCUGAAAAAUAUGAUGCUUUUCAUGCAAGUUCUGCUGCUUUAUGUACUUCAGGAACUGCUGUGUUGGAACUGCAGCUUGCGAGGCUGCCAUGUAUUGUUGCAUAUCGGGCACAUCUCUUGACUGAAUGGAUAAUCAGGCUUAAGACGAAGAUGCAUUUUAUUUCCUUGCCGAACAUCCUUAUGGAUUCACAGAUUAUUCCAGAAGCUCUUUUUUCUUCUUGUAAUCCCAUGGAGUUGUCCAUGUUGCUGAGCCAAAUCAUCCACGACGAUGUCAUUCGCAAGCAACAGAUUGUAUCUGCUGAUAAAGUCCUGAAUCUUCUUUGUCCCUCCAAAGAGAAUCCAAGCUACUCCAACUACAAGCAGUUCUUGUCUGCCGGUUCUGAUUUUUGUCCGAGUAACAUUGCAGCUUCUGCUGUAUUAUGCUCGGAAAGAAGGCAAAGAAAGGGACAGAGGAAAACUGGAGAAAGGAUCCACAGGAGAAGGAGAGCUCUAGAAAAGUAACCUCAUGCUUUCAAAGAUUGGAUGAAAUUCUUAUAGUCCUUGAUUAGCAGAUUACUAUGUGAAUUCAGCAACUGAAGGGAGACUAACUGCUGGAGCUGGGGAACCUCUGCGAAUCUCUGGGAAAUGCAGUGAUGCACUUAGAGAGAGAGAGAGAGAUUCUUUGACGGCCGUCAUCCAGAAGCUAAAGCUGCAUGCUACUUGUGAUGCCAAACUUUUUUGAAGCAAAAAAUUAAGUCCUUGUUUCCGAGCUCUUGGUGAUGGAUUCACAGUUUUAGCACUUCGUGGUGAUCUUUUCGUUAUGGAGCAAAAGAGUCCCUCAGGGGCGGUUUUGUUCUUCUUUCAAAAUUAUGGAGAAGGAUUGAUCAUCUCUAUGGGAUUAGAUCCUGAUUUCUUGGGAAGCAAAAUAAAAUUAAAUUAUGAGAUUAUUGAAGUAAA